AUGUCGAGGCCCAGACUCGACACGUCCUAUGUCGAUUUCGAGUCCGACAAGGGAGUGCGAUCACCGAGGACGCCAACGUAUGAACCAGUAUCCCCGUCAAUUGACUCGAUGCCACCUUUCGAUCCCACAAAGUAUUCCACCGAAUCUAGCCCUAAAGGCGACGACAGACUCCCUCACCCUCCUCCGCCUCCUCCGCCUCCUCAGCAGCAGCCGGUACCAUGGAUGUGGAUUUGCCACUUAUGUCAUUCGCGAUAUCCGCUUGGCGUUACCCGCCGCUGCCUGGUGGACGGACACUAUUACUGUUCAGGCCAGACCGACCGACCGAGUCUGAGGAAAAAGAAGAAGCCCAAGGCGUGUUCGAGUGAAUUUGACUAUGUGGCCUGGAAAAGCUGGGGAGCAUGGCGCCGAGGCAUUCUCAAACUCCUCGAGAAUGAGCGGGUCUCGGGGUGUUGCCAACACUGCGACUUUCCGAGUCAGUGUCGGUAUCCUGCUAAUUCACAUCCUCUUGUCAAGACUCAGGCAACACUGGUUUUUCCGAAUGCUCCGGUCUGCGACCCAUUACCCGAACUAGAAACUCAGACCGCUGAGGUCGAUGGAAAAGAUGGGGCCAAGUCGAAAGCCAACGAGAACGUCGACUUUGACCAAAUCUUGGAGAACAUCUAUACAGAUACAAUGUCACAGACAUCGAGGUCAGAAAAGUCAUUGAAUACAAAAAAGCAGAAUAAAAAUGCGUCUGCAGGCAGGAAGAAGCGUUCAGGCAAAACAUCGACGCCUUCAUUGGAAGAUGAUCUUGCUGAAGAGGAGAGAAGGCUGCGCGAACUGGUCGGGCCAGACUUGUGGUCGUGCUUGGAAGAUGUUGGAUUGGACCAUGCGCCGACCGAGUGA
This is a messenger RNA of Fonsecaea multimorphosa CBS 102226, 885 nucleotides long. RefSeq lists its product as uncharacterized. Lineage: Eukaryota; Fungi; Ascomycota; Eurotiomycetes; Chaetothyriales; Herpotrichiellaceae. Bases 1 to 885 code for a protein of 294 amino acids. The record is from RefSeq and is a predicted model, not a curated record. The transcript has a single exon.